Cryptococcus wingfieldii CBS 7118 is the source of this 1248-nucleotide messenger RNA. Its product is annotated as nucleosome assembly protein 1-like 1. The record is from RefSeq and is a predicted model, not a curated record. The transcript has 6 exons. Lineage: Eukaryota; Fungi; Basidiomycota; Tremellomycetes; Tremellales; Cryptococcaceae. Gene Ontology annotation, cellular component: nucleus; chromatin. Gene Ontology annotation, molecular function: chromatin binding; histone binding. Bases 1 to 1248 code for a protein of 415 amino acids. Gene Ontology annotation, biological process: nucleosome assembly.
AUGUCCCAGAACAAAGAUAUCCAGCGCCAGGACACCACCCUCGACGUCGCACCCACCCCCCAGAACACCCCCCUCGAGACAGGCGUCCUCCAGAACCGCCCCGCCAACCUCGGACAACCGUCUGUCGAGACCCUUGCAGAGGGUGAGGAGAGCGAGAGCGACGAGGAGGAGGGUGGCGCCAACCCCGCCAGCUUGCUGGCUUCUAACCCCGCGCUCCUCGCGUUCGCCCAGUCCAAGCUCGACGGUCUCGUCGGCAAGUCUUCCGGCUACAUCGAGUCUCUUCCCGCCUCCGUCCGCCGAAGAAUCGAUGGCUUGAAGGGUGUCCAGGUCGAGUACUCCAAGAUCGAGAGCGAGUUCCAGUUGGCUAUCCUCGAGCUUGAGAAGAAGUUCGCCGUUAAGUACCAGCCCCUCUACGAGCGACGAGAGGCCAUCAUCACCGGCAAGGCCGAGCCCACCGACCAAGAGGUCGAGGAGGGUAUCGCCGCCGACGAGGACUCUGACGAUGAGGCCGAGGAGGAGGACGCCGAGAACAAGGAGGAGCCCGCUGGUGGAGAAGACAUCAAGGGUAUCCCCGAGUUCUGGUUGACCGCUUUGAAGAACCACGUUCCUACCGCUGAGAGCAUCUCUGACGAGGACGAGGAGGCUCUCAAGCACCUCGUCGAUGUGCGACUUUCGUACCUCGAGAACCAGCCCGGGUUCAAGCUCCACUUUGUCUUUACCGCCAACGAGUUCUUCUCUGACUCUGAGUUGACCAAGACCUACUACUACCAAGAACAAGUGGGUUACGGUGGUGACUUUGUCUACGACAAGGCUGUCGGUACCGAGAUCCAGUGGAAAGAGGAGAAGGACCUCACCAAGAAGAUUGAGAUCAAGAAGCAGAGGAACAAGUCCACCGGCCGAACACGUACCGUCCGAAAGGUCGUCCCCACGGACUCCUUCUUCAACUUCUUCAAGCCUCCUCAGCCCCCUGCCCCCGAGGACCUCGAAGCCGACGACGUCGACGAGGCCGAGCUCCAAGACCUCGACGCCCGUCUCGAGAUGGACUACCAGAUCGGCGAGGACUUUAAGGAGAAGAUCAUCCCCCGAGCCGUCGACUUUUUCACCGGCAAGGCUUUGGAAUACGAGGACUAUGGAGAUGAGGACGACUUUGAGGACGAGGAUGACUACGAUGAUGACGAGGACGAUGAAGGAAAUGCCGCUGCUGUUCAGGCCGCCGCCGCUGCUCAACCCGAGUGCAAGCAGCAGUAG